GCGCCCCCGGACGUUAUGUCAGAGAGUAUUUUUACAUGCUGCGGAGAAAGGAUUCGUGGUCUUUCUUUCAAAGAGAACAACAUUGACAAGAAACCUCAGAAAUAAUAAAUAAAUAAAUAAUCAGCUUGCACCAGUUCACAGGGCAUUGACGAUCAACAGCUGCUAAACAGAAUCCCGUGUGCUGCCAUGGACAGUGUUGAGAUAGAGUCUGUCCAGAUUAAAGAGGAGUUCCCUGAACUUGAACUUGUCCCCAUUAGAGUGGAGUUCUCUGGGCUGGCUUCCCUCCCCAUUAAACAGGAGCUCUGUGAGAUGCAAUGUGACAGCAGCCAGCCAGAGGUCUCUGAGGUUAAAGCUGAGCACAAUGAAUUGGAGAUCCCCCAGACAGAAGAACCCCUUCCUGUGAAACAAGAAGAGGUGCUGGAAACUGUCCUUAUUAAACGGGAGCCCCCUGAAGUAGAGUUUGAGCACAUGGAACCAAGGAAGGAAGAAUCUGAGGACUUCAAACCAAACACCCCUGAGCUGGAGCCUGUACGCCUGCGGGAGUGUAGCGUGGUGCUGGAGAGAAUCUGCGUGAGAGAGCAAGGCGCUGGAGAGGAAGGCUCUCCCAACAGCACGCAAGGAGGUGGAAAGGAAGACGGGCGCUCCCAUUCAGAAUGCAGUCUAGCAGGUUCCAGUCCAGCAGCAAAAGCGAGGGCGGUCGAUGGAGAAUAUCCUGACUGUGGGAAAGGUUUCAUCCAGUUAAGGCAUUUUAAAACACACCAGAGAACUCGCACAGGAAAGAAACUGUAUCGCUGCUCUGACUGUGGGAAGAGUUUCAGUCAGUCCUGCAACCUUGUUUUACACCAGCGAAUUCACACAGGAGAGAAACCGUAUCGCUGCUCUGACUGUGGGAAGCGUUUCAGUCAGUCAGGACACCUUGCUUCACACCAGCGAACUCACACAGGAGAGAAACUGCAUCGCUGCUCUGACUGUGGGAAGAGUUUCAGUCAGUCCUGCAACCUUGUUUUACACCAGCGAAUUCACACAGGAGAGAAACCGUAUCGCUGCUCUGACUGUGGGAAGAGUUUCAGUCAGUCAGGACACCUUGUUUCACACCAGCGAACUCACACAGGAGAGAAACCAUAUCAGUGCUCUGACUGUGGGAAGAGUUUCAGUCACUCAGUAUCCCUGAAAGCACACCAGCGAACUCACACAGGAGAGAAACCGUAUUGCUGCUCUGACUGUGGGAAGAGUUUCAGGUGGUCAGGACACCUUGUUUCACACCAGCGAAUUCACACAGGAGAGAAACCGUAUUGCUGCUCUGACUGUGGGAAGAGUUUCAAUCAGUCAAACAACCUUGUUUCACACCAGCGAACUCACACAGGAGAGAAACCGUAUCGCUGCUCCGACUGUGGGAAGAGGUUCCGUCACUCGGUAACUCUUAGACAACACCAGCAAACUCACACAGGAGAGAAACCGUAUUGCUGUGCCGACUGUGGAAAGAGUUUCCGUCACUCAGUAACCCUUAGAAAACACCAGCGAACUCGCACAGGAGAGAAACCGUAUCGCUGCACUGACUGUGGGAAGAGUUUCUGUUUUAAACAAGGCCUUCAAAAACACCAGCGGACUUUUCACUCAAUCCCGUGUGCUGCCAUGGACAGUGUGAAGAUGGAGUCUGUCCAGAUUAAAGAGGAGUUCCCUGAACUUGAACUUGUCCCCUUUACAGUGGAGUUCUUUGGGCUGGCUUCCCUCCCCAUUAAACAGGAGCUCUGUGAGAUGCAAUGUGACAGCAGCCAGCCAGAGGUCUCUGAGAUUAAAGCUGAGCACAAUGAAUUGGAGAUCCCCCAGACAGAAGAACCCCUUCCUGUGAAACAAGAAGAGGUGCUGGAAACUGACCGUAUUAAACAGGAGCCCCCUGAAGUAGAGUUUGACCACAUGGAACCAGUGAAGGAAGAAUCUGAGGACUUCAAACCAAACAUCCCUGAGCUGGAGCCUGUACGCCUGCGGGAGUGUAGCGUGGUGCUGGAGAGAAUCUGCGUGAGAGAGCAAGGCGCUGGAGAGGAAGGCUCUCCCAACAGCAUGCAAGGAGGUGGAAAGGAAGACGGGCGCUCCCAUUCAGAAUGCAGUCUAGCAGGUUCCAGUCCAGCAGCUAAAGCGAGGGCGGGCGCUGGAGAAUAUCCUGACUGUGGGAAAGGUUUCACCCAGUUAGGGCAUUUUAAAACACACCAGCGAACUGACACAGGAGAGAAACUGUAUCGCUGCUCUGACUGUGGGAAGAGGUUCAGUCAGUCAGGACACCUGAAAACACACCAGCGAAUUCAUACAGGAGAGAAACCGUAUCGCUGCUCUGACUGUGGGAAGAGUUUCAGUCAGUCAGGAGACCUGAAAACACACCAGCGAAUUCACACAGGAGAGAAACCGUAUCGCUGCUCUGACUGUGGGAAGAGUUUCAGUCGGUCAAACAGCCUUGUUUUACACCAGCGAACUCACACAGGAGAGAAACCGUAUCGCUGCUCUAACUGUGGGAAGAGUUUCAGUCAGUCAAGACACCUUGUUUCACACCAGCGAACUCACACAGGAGAGAAACCGUAUCGCUGCUCUGACUGUGAGAAGAGUUUCAGUCACUCAGUAUCCUUGAAAGCACACCAGCUAACUCACACAGGAGAGAAACCGUAUUGCUGCUCUGACUGUGGGAAGAGUUUCAGGUGGUCAGGACACCUUGUUUCACACCAGCGAAUUCACACAGGAGAGAAACCGUAUCGCUGCUCCGACUGUGGGAAGAGUUUCCGUCACUCGGUAACCCUGAAAAAACACCAGCGAACUCACACGGGAGAGAAACCGUAUCGCUGCUCUGACUGUGGGAAGAGUUUCUGUUAUAAACAAGGCCUUCAAAAACACCAGCGAAUUCACAGAGGAGAGAAACCUUAAAGACGGUGUUCAAUGGGACUCUUCACUCAUGAGGAAAAAAACCGUUAACCUUGCAUUAUGAAUCCCUGUGCAAUUACUGUUCUGUGCAUCACUCUUAAGAGCAUGCAUUUUAAAUGGUUAAACUGCUCUUCAAGUCUCUUGCACUGUGAUUGUGUCAGAAAGCGGGCGGAGACGCGGACACGAGAAAGGCUUCUCUGCUGUCAGUUUAACUCGGGCUGAGAGCAGGAAUAUGCAGAAAGGAAACUACUCCACACCUCAUGUGAUGGACGAGUCAGGAGAAAUCGAUAACUCAGUGCGGGGAAUGAGUGACUGUUUUGAAAAUAAUAACACAGACACUACCUUUUUGUAACAUUAAAAGUCUUUAUUAGUUGUAAACACACCAUCCGUCGGUCUGACAGUUUCUGUACAAAAUGGUUUUACAAGAAAGGGUAGAAAAUAACAAAGCGAAGAAGAAGAAGAAUGGCCAUCAUUAAAAACACACGGAAGAAACAGGCGAGACAAACAAUAAAUAUAACCCCCAGGACGCGCGAAAAAUGAACCCAUUUAAAAAGAAAACAACACGUCAAAUUAAAAAUAAAGGUUAUGAAAAACACACCCCGACAGGAGACGGAGCGAGUCCUACGGGAACCAGCUGCAUUGCAUGAAGGGAAGACAGAAAAGAAACUUGAUUUUCUGAACCUUGUUUUUUUAAUAAAAUACAUUUCUGUGUUUUGGGCAGACCUGGGGGGGGGGGGGGGGUGGAUCGCACUUUUAAAUCGUGCAAUUUGUAAUUAAUUACAAUUCCAGUGUAACUGUAAUUGAAGCUUGGCACAUCUGUGUAAUUUUAAUUAUAUCGUAUCAUUAAUCAAUUGCAAUUCAGUUAUGCAUGAGUUUAACAGUAAGACACACCUGAGCUUGUUAGCUAGACACACUGGGGGGGCUGAUCAAGCUGGUAGUAAAACCUGGAAUGGAUCACACUGCUGUGCAACAGGAGUCUUAUUUCCAUCCCUUUAGAUAGAUAGAUAGGUAGAUUCCCUUAUCCACACUUAGCAUUGCCUCCCUUGUCUUGUGUUAAAGAUAUUUUUCUACUGCUUGUUUUACUCUCGCUGUGUAGGUCGAUAUUUCAACGCUACUUCAGCGUUACCACAUCCUGGUACUGAAUCAAUCACUUCCUGUCCUGUAGGUCACAAAUUUUUUUUUUUUUUUUUUUGGAGAACCAAGGAUUCAAAAGAAAACGAAAAACAAACCAGCCUGCUUUUUACAAACAGAAGCAGCGCGGUUGCUGAACGCUCACAAUAUCCAGACCACAAGCCUGCAGAUAUAUAUUUUAAUUUCGCACCAUCUGAAGCGCGAGGACAGAUUUACACAGCGUGGGCUUCGCACGUCUUCAUCCCGUCUUUCCACAGCACCGGCGCACAAACCGAAUAUCCCGUUAAAAAUCAGGACGGAGCUCUCCACUGAAAAUCAGGGGCUGCUGUCGAUCGGGGCUGAUUCUACCUUUCGAAACGAGUGAAGAAACAGCUGCUUGGGUUUGUGAUGAUCGCUGCUUUUCUUCAAGACUCAAAGCGAUCCACACAAACCCAAGCAGCUGUUUCUGAAUUCACUCUGAAUGGUGAAUCAGCCGCAAUCCUCACCAGAGACCCUCGCUGGAUUGUCAGGAACUGAUUUCUGAGGAAAUCUCCCUCCCGAUAACAGAAUAUUCGGGUCGUGCAGUUUCUAACCCUGAUAAAAAAAAAAUCCGAUCACAAGGACAGAAUUCAAAGGUAACAGUGCAUCCUACCAUCAAUAACCAUACCGAAUGUAAAUAAGUUGGUUUUUUUUUUCGUAAGGGGGAGGGGGGGAGGGGGGGAGGGGGGGAGGGGGGAGGGAUAAAGCAUGAAGGGUUCGAUUCAGUUAGCUACAUUUUCAAAAAGUA
Messenger RNA from Acipenser ruthenus (sterlet), 4801 nucleotides. RefSeq names its product zinc finger protein 135-like. Bases 187 to 2907 code for a protein of 906 amino acids. Gene Ontology annotation, molecular function: DNA-binding transcription factor activity; RNA polymerase II cis-regulatory region sequence-specific DNA binding. The transcript has 5 exons. The record is from RefSeq and is a predicted model, not a curated record. Lineage: Eukaryota; Metazoa; Chordata; Actinopteri; Acipenseriformes; Acipenseridae. Gene Ontology annotation, biological process: regulation of transcription by RNA polymerase II.